Molecule: messenger RNA, 4045 nt
Organism: Zonotrichia leucophrys gambelii
Lineage: Eukaryota; Metazoa; Chordata; Aves; Passeriformes; Passerellidae
Gene: MARK2
Product: microtubule affinity regulating kinase 2
Exons: 19
Coding region: 249-2513 (754 amino acids)
Biological process (GO): intracellular signal transduction; microtubule cytoskeleton organization; protein phosphorylation
Cellular component (GO): cytoplasm
Molecular function (GO): ATP binding; tau-protein kinase activity; protein serine/threonine kinase activity
Source: RefSeq, a predicted model, not a curated record
CCGCCAUGUUGGGAGCCGCGGGGCGCUGAGGCGGCGGCGGCGGCGUGAGGAGGCGGCGGCGGCGGCCGGGCCGGGCCGGGCGGACCCCGCCCGCUCCCCCUGCUCCUCUCCCGGCCCCCCAAAUGCCGCUGGCCUGGCCCCCCCCCGCCCCCUGAGCUCCCCCGCUUCCCCUUCCCCCUCCCCGCACACCGCCUGCCGCGGCUUCCCCCUAUCGCGAUAGUCGCCGGCGGCGCGGGGGGGGGGCCGCCAUGUCGAGCAGCGGUCGCAGCCCUUUGCCGACCGUCAACGAGAGGGACGCGGAACAGCCCGGCGCCGUGGAGGGCAAGGGCGGCGGCAAGGCCAGCAUGCUGCGGGGCCGCAACGCGGGCACGGCCGCCGAGGAGCAGCCCCACAUCGGCAACUACCGGCUGCUCAAAACCAUCGGCAAGGGCAACUUCGCCAAGGUCAAGCUGGCCCGGCACGUCCUCACCGGCAAGGAGGUGGCCGUGAAAAUCAUUGACAAGACGCAGCUGAACUCGUCCAGCCUGCAGAAGCUCUUCAGGGAAGUGCGGAUCAUGAAGGUCCUGAACCACCCCAACAUAGUGAAGCUCUUUGAGGUGAUCGAGACGGAGAAGACGCUGUACCUGGUCAUGGAGUACGCCAGCGGGGGUGAGGUGUUUGAUUACCUGGUGGCCCACGGGCGCAUGAAGGAGAAGGAGGCGCGGGCCAAGUUCCGACAGAUAGUGUCGGCCGUGCAGUACUGCCACCAGAAAUUCAUCGUGCACAGGGACCUCAAGGCCGAGAACCUGCUGCUGGACGCCGACAUGAACAUCAAGAUCGCCGAUUUCGGCUUCAGCAACGAGUUCACGUUCGGGAACAAGCUGGACACGUUCUGCGGCUCGCCGCCCUACGCCGCCCCCGAGCUCUUCCAGGGCAAGAAGUACGACGGGCCCGAGGUGGACGUGUGGAGCCUGGGGGUCAUCCUGUACACGCUGGUCAGCGGCUCGCUGCCCUUCGACGGCCAGAACCUCAAGGAGCUGCGGGAGCGCGUGCUGCGGGGCAAGUACCGCAUCCCCUUCUACAUGAGCACCGACUGCGAGAACCUGCUCAAGAAAUUCCUGAUCCUCAACCCCACCAAGAGGGGCACCCUGGAGCAAAUCAUGAAGGACCGCUGGAUGAACGUGGGCCACGAGGACGACGAGCUGAAGCCCUACAUGGAGCCCGUGCCUGACUACAAGGACCCCCGCAGGACAGAGCUGAUGGUGUCCAUGGGCUACACGCGCGAGGAGAUCCAGGAGUCGCUGGUGGGGCAGAAGUACAACGAGGUGAUGGCGACGUACCUGCUGCUGGACCACAGGAGCUCCGAGCUCGAUGACAGCCUGGCCCUCAAGCCCCGCGUGGCCCCGGAGGUCGCCAACAGCUCGGGCCCCUCCCCCGCGCACAAGGUGCAGCGCAGCGUGUCAGCCAACCCGAAACGGAGAGUGAGCGACCAGGCCGGGCUCUCCAUCCCCACCUCGGCCUCGUACUCGAAGAAAACGCAGGCGGCCAACGCCGAGAACAAGCGGGGAGGAGGAGGAGGAGGAGCGGGAGGAGGAGGAGGAGGAGGAGGAGCCGGGGAGGAAGAGGGCGGCGGGGGCGGGGGGCGCCGCGCGGGCAGCACGGCCAAGGUGCCCCCGAGCCCCCUGCCCGGCCUGGAGCGCUCCAAGGGCACCCCCUCCCCAUCCACGAACAGCGUCCUGUCCACGGGCACCACGCGCAGCCGCAACUCCCCCCUGCUGGAGCGCGCCAGCCUGGGCCAGAGCUCGCUGCAGAACGGCAAGGACAGCGCUGCCCCCCCCCGGGUCCCGGCCGCCUCCCCCUCCGCUCACAACGUCAGCCAGGGCGGGGGUCCCGCCGAGCGGCCCAGCUUCCCGCGGGGGGUCUCGAGCCGCAGCACCUUCCACGCGGGGCAGCUGCGGGCGCCCCGGGACCCCCGGGACCCCCGGGACCCGCUGGGCUACGCGCUGCCCCCCGGGCUGCCCCCGCCCGCCUCGCCCUCGGGCGCCAGCCAGGGCCGGCGCGCGCCCUCGGCCAGCCUGUUCAGCAAGUUCACCUCCAAGUUCGUGCGCAGAAAUCUGUCUUUCAGGUUUGCCAGAAGGAACCCCCACGAGCCCGAGAGCAAGGAGAGGGUGGAGACCCUCAGACCCGCGGUGGGCCCCGACAAGGACCCCCGCGACGCCGGGCGCGACGCCAAGCCGCGCUCGCUGCGCUUCACGUGGAGCAUGAAGACGACGAGCUCGCUGGAGCCCGGGGAGAUGCUGCGCGAGAUCCGCAAGGUGCUGGACGCCAACAGCUGCCGCUGCGAGCCCCAGGAGCGCUUCGUGCUGCUCUGCGCCCACGGCGCGCCCGGCCACGACUCCUUCGUGCAGUGGGAGAUGGAGGUGUGCAAGCUGCCCCGGCUCUCGCUCAACGGCGUCCGCUUCAAGCGCAUCGCCGGCACCUCCAUGGCCUUCAAGAACAUCGCCUCCAAGGUGGCCAACGAGCUCAAGCUCUGAGCCACGGCGGGGACGGCUGGGGCAGCCGCCGAGCUCCGGGGACACGGACACGGUGACAGUGACCCGGGAGUGGCCGUGGAGCUCCAGGGACACGGACACGGUGACCCAGGAGUGCCUCCAAGGUGGCCGUGGAGCUCAAACUCUGAGCCACACGUGUGUGCUGGGGACAUGGGGUGGCCAUGGAGCUCUGGGGACAUGGACAUGGAUACCCAGGAGUGGCUCCAAGGUGGCCAUGGAGCUCCAUGGACAUGGACAUGGAGAGCCAGGAGUGGCCAUGGAGCUCUGGGGACACGGACAUGGACACGGUGACCUGGGAGUGCCUCCAAGGUGGCCACGGAGCUCAAGCUCUGAGCAACGGAUGGGACAGUGGAGUCACCUGGGGACAGCUGGGGUGGCCACGGAGCUCUGGGGACACGGACAUGGAGAUCCAGGAGUGGCCACCAAGCUGCGGCUCUUGGGGACACGGCCACGGCCACCUUGGAGCUCUGGCUCCUGGGGACACCUCAGGGCUGUCACUCCUGGGGACACGGCCACGGCCACCUCGGGGCUGCGGCUUUUGGGGCACGGCCACGGUGACCUGGCUGUGGUGACCUGGCUGUGGUGACCUGGGAGUGCCUCUGGGGUGGCCACGGAGCCACGGACACGGUGGGGACACCCACGGGGGGACACGGGGGCUCCAGGAUGGACCUGGGGGCUCCAGGAUGGACCUCGAGCCUGUCCAGGCCUUGGUGGGCACGUCCUGGAUGGAGCCAGGAGCUCCUGGGGUGGACCUGGAGCUCCUGGAUGGACCUGGGAUGGAGCCAGGAGCCCUGGAUGGAGCUGCUGUGGGGUCCAGGAACAGCCUGGAUGGACCUGGGACCUCCAGACGGAUCUGGGGGAACUCGGGGCUGAACCUGGGAGCUCCCGGGGUCACCUGGCUGGACCUUGUGGGGGUCCAGGUGACCAUGGGGACACCUGGAUGGAGCUGAGACCGCCUGGGGACACCCGGGGCCAUCCUGUGGCAUCAUGGGGACAUCCUGGGACCCCUUGGGGACAUCCUGGUGGCACCUUCUGGGGAGGCUCAUUGGGGACAGGAGAGGUGGCCCAGGGCCCUUCUGAGGGGCCCGGGGACAUCCCGGGGGGCUCAGGGCACGCGUGGGGACAUCCUGGGGGUCCCUGAGCCUUACGGGGGACACGGGGACACUCCGGGGGUGGCCUUAGGGGGGGUGGGGGUGUCCCCUCCCCCCUGCCGGUGUCCCCCUGCCCCUCCCCCCCCCUUGGGGACAGAGCUGUCCUUGCCCCUCCCCCCAGGGCUGACCCCGCCCCCCAGGGCUGCCCCUCCCCCCGCACUCAGGAAGGCCCCGGUAUGGGUGGGGGAGGGGCGGGGCCGGGGGUGGGGCCUCCCUUCCCCUCCCCCCAUUUCUGUCCUGCUGUAGCCCCGCCCCGGGCACCGCCCCUGGGCGCGGGGACACUCCGGGGGGAGGGGCCAAGCCCAGGCCACGCCCCCUCUGCGUUGGAUUUUCCAGGUUCUGAUUAAAAACUUUCCAGAAAGA